AUUUCUGUCCAUCUCUUCAAUCUUUAUCUAUCUCACAGUCAUCUAUUGCUCUUUCUUUCCUCCCUGUCUGUCUUUGUCUACUUGUCUGUCUUACCCAUCUUUGUCUGUCUGUCUGUAUCUGACUGUCUGUCUGUCUGUAUCUGACUGUCUGUCUGUCUGUAUCUGACUGUGUGUUAUAAUGCCAGGGGGGUCUACAAAAAAGAUCUGCCCCUUUUGUCAGGGGAUUUUAUUUUGCGCUCAAAAGAUCUGCUCACAUUGUAAAAAGGAGCAGCCUCUGAAGCAGCGCCUCAAGAAGAAGCUUCAGAGGUUUGAUGAGAAGCGAGAGGAAUGGGUGGUUGGUCGUAAGAAAAACCACAACACUGCAUCCAUCAAGGAUGAAGCCAAUAUCAUGCUUGAGAAACUCCAUGCCAUUGGCUACAAACCAGUUCUGCUACUAGGAAAGGAGAACAAAAAAAAAGAAAUUAAGUGUGAAAUAUUAAGGCCUCGCUGCACACUCUCCACCUUUGCCCAGGACUACCUACAGAAGAUAGGUUCAUUUUAUGAAUACCUUUGUGAAGGAUGGACCCAGGAUUCCAGUGGCAAUGAGGAUCAGCUGAUUACUCUGCAGCUCACACCCUGCGAGGCGGAAUCCACGGAGGGGCAAGUGGAGCAGGUGGAAUCCACGGAGGGGCAAGUGGAGCAGGUGGAAUCCACAGAGGGGCAAGUGGAGCAGGCGGAAUCCACGGAGUGUCAAGUGGAGCAGGCGGAAUCCACGGAGGGUCAAGUGGAGCAGGUGGAAUCCACGGAGGGUCAAGUGGAGCAGGCGGAAUCCACGGAGGGGCAAGAUGUCUUCACAGGGUCAGCCAGGGGCACAGUCUCAAAGCGAAAAAAAAAAAAGUCAGGGGGACCAAGGCAUAUGCCUGAAAGGAAAAGGCACCAAAAGAGGCAAAGCAGAAAUGCUGGUUGACUGGGAGUCCUGUCCAGUAUGUGGUGAGCAGUGGGCCCAGUCCUGGCAGCCAAAGGAUUCACUCCAAAAUAAUGAAAAUAAAUAAAAUGUAUAUUUAUAACUCCAUUUUGGUUUCAGGCUAUUUAUUAAAUUGUUUCUGUGCUGCAUUUGAAGUCAUAUCUCAUCUUUCUGUAGUAUUGAAAAGGGGAACAUCUCCAAGAAUAUGACCUGGAAUU
Xyrauchen texanus (razorback sucker) is the source of this 1161-nucleotide messenger RNA. RefSeq lists its product as uncharacterized. Bases 179 to 946 code for a protein of 255 amino acids. The transcript is spliced from 7 exons. Lineage: Eukaryota; Metazoa; Chordata; Actinopteri; Cypriniformes; Catostomidae. The record is from RefSeq and is a predicted model, not a curated record.